Brachypodium distachyon (stiff brome) is the source of this 3657-nucleotide messenger RNA. Its product is annotated as putative disease resistance RPP13-like protein 3. The record is from RefSeq and is a predicted model, not a curated record. Gene Ontology annotation, biological process: defense response to other organism. The coding region runs from base 461 to 3208 and encodes 915 amino acids. NCBI's taxonomy places the organism in Eukaryota, Viridiplantae, Streptophyta, Magnoliopsida, Poales, Poaceae. Gene Ontology annotation, molecular function: ADP binding. The transcript has 4 exons.
UAAUCGCCAUUAUAACCAACACCAACCGACAGGCCACUGCAUUCCUGAACAGUGCAAGCAUUACUUUACCUUUCACUGAUCACUCCAAUAAUGUUGCUCGCUUUUAUGGGUACCUACCAGCCCAAUUUCCACUGAAUCGCAUUCCCAUUUCAGCCAAAAUCGACUCUCCUUGCGCAUCCAUGCGGCCAUUCCCCACAGCUCGGUCCUAAUCCAUUGUUGUGCAGAAGCACAAGCAGCAGCAAGGGCUCGAGGAGCUAGCAAAGGUUCCUGCGGAUCUGGCUCGGUGAGUUGGGAUCUGAGAUCCGGCCAUGUCGACUUAGGAUCUCGUGUUGUCGUUCUUGGGGGAAUUGAACUCCCACGGAGUAUUCAACUAGACAUUCAAGUAGCAACUAGAGUACAUCAGAAUCACUCUGUAAUUUGUAUUCCACGAAGCAAGCAGAGGAGGAAGCUCGCCAUCGCCAUGGAGCUGGCGACGGGGGCCAUGAGCUCCCUGCUCCCCAAGCUAGCCGAGCUCCUCCAGAAGGAGUACAACCUGCAGACGGGCUUGAAGACAGACGUCCAGUCUCUGUCGAGGGAGCUGGAGAGCAUCGAGGUUGCUCUUGCCAAGGUGGCUGAGGUGCCGCUGGACCAGCUAGACAAGCAAGUCCGGCUUUGGGCUCGCAAUGUCAAGCAGCUGUCGUAUGAGAUGGAGGAUAUCGUCGACAGCUUCAUGGUGCGCGUCGAGGGCUCCAAGCCAGACGCGGAUCUGAAGAACUCCAAGAGAUUCAGAAAAAAGAUCGCCAACUUCUUCAAGAAAGGCAAGACCCGUCGUCAGAUUGCCGACAAGAUCCAAGACAUCAAGGUCCGAGUCAAGGAGGUAGCUGACUUGCGUGACAGAUACAAGGUCGACGAUGUUCGUGCUAAUCCAGCUACCACGAACACCGUUGAUCCUCGUAUCAUGGCUCUGUUCAAGGAUCAGAAAGAGCUUGUGGGCAUUGAGGAGCCAAGGAAUGAGGUAAUCAAGAGGCUGAUGAUGGAAGGGGAUGAUGACGGUUUGUUGAACUCCAGGAUGCAGCUCAAGAUACUCUCCAUCUUUGGAUUUGGAGGACUUGGCAAGACAACUCUUGCCAAAGCAGUCUAUGAUAUGCAACAAUCAAAUUUUGUUUGCAAGGCUUUUGUUUCAGUGGGUCAGAAUCCUAGUCUGAAGAAAGUUUUCAUGGAUAUUCUCCUCCAAGUUGAUGAGGCAGAGUCUAGUUCAAAUGCAUCCAUGUUGAACGAGGAGCAACUCAUCAGAAAGCUCCGAAGAUUUCUUGAGAACAAGAGGUACCUCAUCGUCAUUGAUGAUAUAUGGGACAAGAUUCCAUGGGAUAUAAUGAAAUGUGCACUGGUUGAUAGUAACUGUGGAAGUAGAAUAAUCACAACCACUCGUAUUUUGGAAGUUGCCGAAGAGGCGGACGAUGUUUACAAGCAAAAGCCACUUUCUUCCGCCACAUCCAAGGAAUUAUUCUAUACAAGAUUAUCUAUUGGUAAAUGCAACAUUACUUCAGGUCAACCGAUUGAGAUAUCUGACAAGAUUUUACAGAAAUGCGGUGGUGUGCCGUUAGCUAUCAUCACAAUAGCUAGUCUGUUGGCCAGUAAACCAUGGGAGGAUUGGUCUGAGGUGUAUGACUCUAUUGGUUUUCGAGAUGGAGCUAACAUACACGUCGAGAACACAAGAAAGAUAUUGCUAUAUAGCUACUAUGACCUGCCUUGUUAUCUAAGGGCAUGUUUGUUGCACCUCAGCAUAUAUCCUGAAGAUCAUGAGAUUCGGAAGGACACUUUGAUAUGGAAGUGGGUGGCGGAAGGUUUUGUCCAUGAGAAACCAGGGAUGGGGUUAUUUGAGCAGGGAGAGAGGUAUUUUAAUGAACUUAUUAACAGAAGUCUGAUCCAGCCGGUGGAGGAGCCAUAUAAGAGCAUCAUAUAUGCUUGCCGUGUGCAUGAUCUGGUGCUCGAUAUGAUCUGUCGCUUGUCAAAGGAAGAAAAUUUUGUUACUAUCCAUGGAAGUAGUAACACAGAACACCAACCUUCACAAAGCAAUGUCCGUAGGUUAGCUCUUCAAAACAUAGCCAUGGACGAAGAGCCUAAUUCAGAUAACACAGAGAUACGGCAAGUGAGGUCAUUCAAUGCCAUCAUGUGUGAUGUCAAGAGAAGAUCAUUUCUUUCAAGCUUCCAAGGCUUGAGAAUUCUUUCUAUGGAAAGAUGUACUUUUAUAAAUGAUGGUUCUUGUCACCUUGAGAAUCUUGGAAGGCUGCUUCAGCUGAGGUACCUUGGGCUCUUGGAAACACGUAUUACGGAACUCCCAGAAGAAAUAGGCAACCUGAGGUUUUUGGAGGUACUGGACUUGAGGGACACUAAAAUAAAAGAGCUGCCAGAGAGUGUAGGUCAGUUGAGGCGGCUAAAGUGCCUGCGUCUUUCUCGUGGUUUCAAAGGAGCACUGGGCUGGAUCGGUAACCUAGUGUUGCUAGAAGAGUUAUUUUUGCCCUAUUUUUCCUUGGAGAUUGUAAAAGAACUGGCCAAGCUCACAGAGUUGAGAGAGUACGGUGAUUGUUUUGAAGUGUCCGAUGACGCCUUAGUUGAUAUUAGUAUACUGUUCAAUAAUAUGAUGGAAUCUCUAGAACAUCUGCAGAAGCUCCAAACCAUACAAGUUAUAUUCUCGUGGCGGCGUGUUGUCCAAGCCAAUUGCGUAAGCUACGUGCUCUGUCGGCACCUCCGUCGUCUGGAGCUGCAAGUCGUAUUUGAAAAGCUGCCGGUGUGGAUCAAUUCGUCAAGCCUGCCGAACCUCUCUCACUUGACGUUUGCAUCGAACGCCGUGGAGGCGCAGGAUAUGGAGGUCCUCGGGAGGUUCCCAGAGCUCAUUUACCUCAGCCUGCAUACUGAUCCUGACGUCAUCAUUCCUGACAUCAUGGGCGGCGGUGCAUUCCCCAAGCUAAGAUACUACCUCACGAAUGCAUCUGCCAGGUUCCUGCAGGGAGCCAUGCCCAGCCUUGAACGUGUUCAAUAUUUCAUCCGCGGCGAGUGCAGUGGCGCCAAGUUUGAGCGUGACAUUGCCAGCAUCGGGAACCUCCCUUGUCUUGACAGAGUCCAAGUAUUCUUUUACGGGUGUGAGCGUGUCACGCGGGAGAAGGGAGAGGCCGCGUUGAGGCAGGCAGUCGAGGUCCAUCCCAACAAUAUCACGGUUCAGCUGAUCUAGCUUGUUGCCAGCGAAGCGUCCGAUUCCAAUGAGAAGCACCAAGAAGUAGGCUGAUCAUAUCUGUACUCAACUAGAAGUAUGCUCUAAUUAAUUCGAUCGCAUUGACGUGCUGAUCGAUAUUAGUUGCUACAGUACUAGAUAAAACACUUUUUAAGUAUGCAGAUGAAAAUACCUUAUGACUUUCUAUCUUUCAGCAGCCGUGCUUUUAGAUUAAGUUCAUCCAAUCACGCAGCGCACUGUAUAUAACGCUCUGUAUAUAUACAUGCAUUUGAAAGAACAAGUACUGCGCACAUCUCCAUAUGCACGUACUGAUCAAUCUGUCAUCCCACCCAUCUCUGUAUACUCAUCCUUGUAAACUGUGGUUUCAGAUAUGCUAGCUCCUACCUUUGGAAUACUUGUAAAUAUUAUGUUUACAUUUUCGCAAUUAGAAAUUAUUUUUGAUCCUGUCA